Messenger RNA from Drosophila sechellia, 2005 nucleotides. RefSeq names its product translation machinery-associated protein 7 homolog. The coding region runs from base 1702 to 1896 and encodes 64 amino acids. Lineage: Eukaryota; Metazoa; Arthropoda; Insecta; Diptera; Drosophilidae. The transcript has a single exon. The record is from RefSeq and is a predicted model, not a curated record.
GCGCGAUCCAGUCGAUACCCUACAACGCCAACGCUGCGUAUGCGCAAUAUUUCCAUUUCACUGCUGCAAUAGUUGGCGGCAACAGCUGUUCACUGGCCAGCAAAACAGGGGGAAUUCAAGUGUAACCUCUAGGGAAAAUAGUUAAAUAUUUUAUAUUUUCGCACAUAAGCGUUUUUUUUACUUUUACUACAAAGCAUUGAACAAUAUUAUAACUAUAGCAUGAAACAACAUAUUUAAUCUAUCGCAUUAAGACCUUGAAAAUAUUUAUAAUUUACUACUUUGAAGAAAUAUAAGCUCUUAUCGCUUCAUUUUAAAUUUCGUGUGAAAUAGUUUCGUUUUGUGGCAUUUUUAAUCAGUGCUCCCGUACAAUACCAUUGCUUAUAAAAUGCUGACAACAAUAGUUAUAAAACUUCUAUAAAUAAUUGAAAUGUAUAUUAAAUAUUUGGCAAGGAAAACAUUGACCUUUCUAUCGUUCCUGACAUUCUAUCACUUUCGCAACUCAACAGUUUUUAUGGCAAACAAGUUGUUGUUUUGCUUCUGCCACUUGAAAUAUUUGUUUAUUAUUUUUUUGGCAUGAACCAAAUAUCAUUGUGUGGUUUCUCAAAACGAGCAGCGUUGUCUUGCAAUUUGAUGUUCUUCUUAACUUAGAACUUUUACGAAACACAUUUCCAAGAAAAUAAAUUCUAGCUGAAUGUGUGAGUUUGUGUGCGCCACACAUGUGUGACAUACACAAUGAAUGCAACUGUAUGUAAAGCAUAUAUGUAUGUAUGGCAUAUAUAUAACGAUUCCAAGAUAUAUUUUUAAUUUACCUAAUUAGAGAGAACUUUGAGAAAGGCCGCACAUGCGAACAAGCAGACACGUCUGUAAGUGGAUCGUAGAAAGAAAAUUAAAAACAUUUCGGUUUCUGCGCGCCGACGACGGACUGUGCAAAUCGAUAAUCGUGACGACUUUCAAGACUUGUGGCAAAAGAUUUUCGACGAAUGGAAAAUAAUAACAAAAACACGGUUAUAAAUAGUGGCCAAGACGAGCGACUUGGUUGGGUGACAAGGCAUAAACGAAACGCAAACAUUGCUAUCCAUGCCCGCCACAUUUUCUUGCUCCACACCCACUGAGCGAAUGUUUUGCUUAUUAUUUUUUGUUUUUGUUUUAGAGUACAAACUCUUGUUGCCGCAAAACUUUGGCCACAAAUAUCACACACACACAACACCACCCGUUAGCUGUGCAUUUUUAAUCGAUGUUUGCCGUGCGACUUUAAGCCCAAUUGGUGGGGCGAACGAAAAUAAGAAACAUGAACGAAAACGACUCAAGAAGUCACCAAGAAAUGCUAAAAAUUCGAAAACCAGUUCCUCAGCUGGUUUUGGCCACACAAUCAUGUAUUCGAGGUUUCUAAAAAAUGCACACAAGAAGUGAGUCGCUUUAUGGUUUUUGGUUUUUACUUUUUUCGGUCGGACUCUGCUUUUUCUGAUAAAAAUUGAAAGUUUCUCUGCCGCCCAACUUCAAAUGAUUGAAGGAUAGAUUUGCAGAACAAUAUGUUUAUGGUUUUAAAUUUUCUAUGACAUUACAUUUUAAUAACUACACAAGUUUUGACAAAGCGUUUCCUUAUGUGAAAAUCUGUUUGUCACUUGAAUGUGGUAAAAGUAAACAUUGACAAAUACUGAUAUAGAAAUCAACAAACGUGGGAAAAGACAAUAGCAAGUCAGAAUGUCUGGACGCGAGGGCGGUAAGAAGAAGCCUCUGAAGGCGCCAAAGAAGGACUCGAAGAAUCUAGACGAGGAGGACAUGGCCUUCAAGCAGAAGCAGAAGGAGCAGCAGAAGGCUCUGGAGGCGGCCAAGGCAGGUGCCGCCAAGAAGGGACCUCUUCUCGGCGGCGGAAUCAAGAAGUCCGGCAAAAAGUGAUCCAUAGCCACACUUUCAUAUGCAUUCCUUAGCAUAUUCAAAACACACCAAUGCAGAAAUUAAAGUCUUCACGUUAUUGUACAGCAAAUAUUGCUGAAAAAACCUAAAA